Molecule: messenger RNA, 270 nt
Organism: Loxodonta africana (African savanna elephant)
Lineage: Eukaryota; Metazoa; Chordata; Mammalia; Proboscidea; Elephantidae
Gene: SMIM41
Product: small integral membrane protein 41
Exons: 1
Source: RefSeq, a predicted model, not a curated record
AUGAACGGUUCGCAAGCGGGCGCUGCGGCCCGGGGCGCCUGGUUGAGCGCCUGCUGCAACCAGUCGGGGGCGCUGCCGGAGCCCCCCGAGGCCCCGCGCGCGGUGCAGGCGGCGGUGCUGGGUGUGCUGUCGCUGCUCGUGCUCUGUGGGGUCUUGUUUCUGGGUGGCGGUCUCCUCCUCCGCGCCCAGGGCCUGGCAGCGCUGCUGGACCGCGAGCGGCGCGCGUCUGGCGAGGCCGAGCCCGGCAGCGGCAGCAGCGGAGGCGACGAC